AUGUUCGAUCUGAUUUUCCGCAUCUGGAUCACAUCGAAUCCGAAUCCGAAUCUAUUACCGGAUUUGCGAUCGUUUGACAAUGACGGCUGUGAUCUGAACGAAGUCGGUGAUGCUGCUACUGUUGACGGUAAUGUCGGUGGCAAUGGGAACAGCAAUGUCGGUGGGCAUGGGAAGGACGAUACUGAUGAUUCUUCCUAUGUAUUUGUCAACGGUAGUAUUGAGGCGGUUGCUGGUGAUCCUGCUGAUAAGGGGGGUAAUAAUGUAGAUGCUAUCUCUCCUAAAUCUGAUUCGGCUGAUGAAGUUGACCAAUUUCAGAAAGAAAAAUUAGGUUUGGAAAACGGGGAAAUAGCUGUUGAUCCGUUGGUGUUGGAAACUAAUGGCAUCGUUAAUAGGUCUGCAACAGUAGGGGAUCCUGAUGUUAAAGCUGAUAAAGAUGAAGUGAAUCUCGAGAAUGGAUCCACUAUUGAUCCUCUUGUGCCGCUGGAGAGUAAUGACAUUGCUCAGGAUGUUAAUGGCCAUCUUGGCAAGAACACAGGGGAAGAAGAUCAAGUUGUUAAGAGCACUGAAAUGGAUGAUGCUAAUGGGAUCACAAAUCUUGAAGCCCAAACGGAUGAUAUUGUUUCUGGAAUUACUGUUGAUCCUGAGUCCACUCUAAACCCAAUAGAGAGUUCACAAGUGACAGUUUUUGAGUCAGAGUCUAUGAAGGAAUCGGAAUCUCAAGUGACAAUCACUCAGUCUGUGUCCACGCCUGAUCUAAUCAACACAACAGAUGAGUCACUCUGUACUGCCAAUCCAGUUAGGGACACAGACUGUGAAGUGGUGGUUAAUGAUGGGCAAGAGUUUGUUAGCAAUCAGAUGGAUACAGCAGAAGGUCAAGUAACAAUUGAUGUGUCGAGUAAGCCAUCUGAAGAUUUGGAAUGUCAAGUAACAUCUGAUCUAUCAGAAUCUUAUGAAAGUCCACCUCAGGAACUAGAAGGUCAAGUAACAGUUGAUGGGCCUGGUAAGCUAGCUGAAGAUUUGGAAUUUCAAGUAACAGCUGAUGAGUCGGAAUCUUCUAAAAGUCCACCACAGGAACUAGAAGAUCAAGUAACAGUUGAUGGGCCUGGUAAGCCGUCUGCAGAUUUGGUAUGUCAAGUUAUAGCUGAUGAGCCAGAAUCUGAAAGUCCAAUCAAUGAACAAGAAUGUCAAGUUCCAGUCAACGGGUUAGACUCCAUUGACAGUUCAGUUGACAAUCAAGAAUCUCCAGUAUCAGUUGAUGUGUCAGAAUCUAAUGGUAAUCAUACUGAGGAAGUAGAUACCACUACAAAAGUUGAGGAGUCCGAUGGAAAGUCAGAAGAGCAUCAGGAAUUGUCAGUUGUUGACUCAGAGGUCAAUGUAGAAGCUGAACCAAAUAUUGUCUGCAAUGGGAUAGAAGCUGAGCACCAGAGUGAAUUGGUGUCAGCUCCCUGCAUAUCUGAGACCAAUAAAGCUGAAGAGACAGUGAUUGAAUUAGAAGCAGAACCCGAAGAGAAUCCAGAUUCAGGACUUGUGUUAUCUGAGGGUGCAGAUAUUCUAACCAAUGGACAAGUUGAGAAGUCAGAUGGGAUUCUGGAGAUGGAAGAAACUCAGAUUUCUCAAACAGUGGCUGAUGAAGAUGUACCUUUAAAGCUUGAUGCCGAGGAGAAAAAAUCAGAAGAGACACUUGAGAAACAAGUGGAGGGAAGCUCAGAAACACCGGUCAAAGUUACAGAACCUGUUGAAUUUGAGACAAACAUUCAAGAGAUGAAGGAACAUGUCAAGUUAGAAGAUGAGAUUCAGGAAUCACAAACAGAGGUUAUAGACAAUGUUCAAGAUGAUAUGAAUCAGGAGGAUAACUCAACAGAAUCCACCAUUGUGGCUGAAGCACCAUUGGAGACAGAAACUAACAUUGAGUCCAUCGCUCAUGAGGAUACAGUUUCACAAAUUGAAGUCAACAAUUGUGUUGAUGAAACUCAAGAAGGCUUCCAACAAGAUGAAAGUGCUGAAAAUGUUAAAAUUUUGCCUUCCACUGAUUCUAUGGAAUCACAAUGCAAUAAUGAGAAUGGACCUGUGAUUGAAAAUGCUGAUGUCCCUGAAGAAACAAAAGUUGAGGACACUCCUGUUGAAGAUGAUUCCACAUCAAGAAUCCCUGAAGCAUAUGUGAACUCUGGAGCUGUGAUUGAAUUUGGCUCAAUUGGGCGUCAUGAAACAGUUCCUAAUAUGCCUAAUGGUGAUAUCAUUGCUGUGCCAGAUGUCAUAAAUGGGGAGACCAAACCUGCUUCUGGUAUUGAUAGUGACAAUUCUGAACAAAAUGUUGAUGACAAAAUGUCUUGUCCAGAAACCGAAGACAUGAAUGGCAUUCAGAAGGAUGAGAUUCCUACAUCUUCUGUAGAGGAUUCUGUAAGUGAUGCUCCUGAUGCACAGAAUGAAGAAGAAGAAGAAGAAGCUGAGGUUCUACCAUAUAAUUUCUUAAUUAGGAUUCCAAGAUUCGAGGAUGAAAUGUUUAAAGAUCAGAUUAGAAGUGCUCAGCUGCAAGUUGAUGAGAAGACACGCCUCCGAGAUGCAAUCCGAGUUGAAAUUCAAAGCAAACGUGCAAGGUUGAGAGCCAUUAAUGAGGCAUUUAAUACAGCAAAACAAGAGGAAACAGCUGCAAGACGGUUAGUUAGAUUAAAGCGACAGGAAAUAGACUCUGUUCAGGCUGUCAUCAACCGCUUGAAGAAUGCAGAGUCUGUUGGAGAUAUUAAUCACAGGAUAUACAAUAUGGAGCACAUGAUACAACAUGAAACAUUGUCUUUAAAAGAUGAGAAAAACCUCAUUCGUGAGAUUAAACAGCUUAGGACUCUUAGAGAACAACUAGCCUCGAAUAUGGGGAGCCAAGAUGAAAUUCAACAGGCUAUGGACCAAAAAGAUCAAACCGAGGAAAAUAUGAGGACUUUAAGGAAGGAACUGGACGUUUUAAAAGUAAAGCUAACAAAAGCUGAAGCAGCUACUGCAGCAGUGGGAACGAAGUAUGAUGAGCUAAGCAGAAAGGAAAGAGAACUGCAAGAUCAGUUCAGAGCUGCAGAUGAUAUUCGUCAAAAAGCAUAUGCUCAUUUAAAUAGUUUGAAGAAACAAUCAUAUGACAAGAACAAAAACUUCCGCCUGUACAAGGAAGACGUAAUGGCAGCAAGAGAUUUCGCAUCACGUGGAGAUAAAGACUCACUUCAUCGUUUGUGCGCGAAUCAGGUUGAAGCAUUUAUGGAACAAUGGAACAACAAUGAUGAGUUCAGAAAUGAUUACGUCAACAGGUGCAAUAUGAACGCAACCAGAAGACAGAAAUAUUUUGAUGGAAACUCACUCGGUCCUGAUGACGUGUCACACGUCCUCCCGCCCAGUGAAACAGUCGACAGGAAUCUGGUUUCAAUUCCGACGGACGCAAAGCCGGUGUCCGUCAUUCCAACCGUGAAACAAGAAACCGUGGUUUCACUUUCCUAUUCCGAAGAUAGUAAACCCAUCAAGAAUGUAACGGUGGAAAAGAAUCAGACAUUGAAAACCAAUGAUGUUAAAAAGGAAAGUGAAAGUGAUACAUCAGCAGCCGACAAUAAUAAUAAAAAGGAGGAAGAAGCGAGAAAAGAGGAAAUGGAAUUGGCUAGAAAAGCUGAGGAAUUGAGGAAACAAGAGAUUGAAACGAAACUGAAAGAGCAACGAAGGCUGGAGGAAAAAGCUAAAGCAACCGAAGCAUUAGAAAGGAAGAAACGCAUCGCUGAAAAGGCCCAACUCAGGGCCGAGCUGCGGGCCCGCAAGGAAGCCGAGCAAAAAGAAAAGGAGAGGGAGAAGCGGAUGAGAAAGAAGGAAAAGAAGAAGGCGGGUGGAGAUGGGAGUGUGAAUGGAGAAGAAGCUGCAAGUUCAGAAAGCUCAAACGAGGCUACAACUAAAGAGGACAUGAGCAGCAACAGUAACAGUGUGAUGAAAAAGAAAAAGGCGGCACAGAAACCGCCAGCUCAUUUCUUUUCAAAGCAGCUGAAACCGAAACCGGUCCCACCGCCAGCUUCAAUCAGAAACAGGAAGAGGUGGCAUCAGUGGGUGAAACUGGCAUUGGCUGCUAUUGGUGUCCUUGCUCUGUUUCUUUUGGGUAACACCGGCUUCUUUAUUAAUCUUAAGGUCCGCAAGACCGAUGGCAGUGCUGGUAUCUGAAUGAAUGAGAUAUAGAGAAAGCGUUUUUUUUUUUUUUUUUUGGUUUCUUG
Molecule: messenger RNA, 4220 nt
Organism: Lactuca saligna
Lineage: Eukaryota; Viridiplantae; Streptophyta; Magnoliopsida; Asterales; Asteraceae
Source: the annotation of a GenBank genome assembly